AUGUCGAGGGCUCCCGUGCUUUCUGACUUCCGAGCUCAUGGUGUGGCGACAUUCGCGCUGCCAGCACAGCCGCCCGAGCUUAGCAUCUUCGGUGUGCUCAAGCGUCUAGAGAUAACUGAGUGCAUGCUCGAGAUAGAGGAGGUCGCCAAGGUGUUUUUGGCGUGUAACGAGCUACAGCAUGUUGUUUGCACAUGGGCCUUCCUCGAUGACACGGCCGGAACAAUACCAGAUCUCUUCAUUGCUCUUAUGCAUCACACCGAAACUUUGGAAAGCUUACGUCUCGAUUUGCGUCAAGUCAGAACCGACGACAAUUCGGACGAGUCUCAAUGCUUUGGUAGCUUUCUGCCGUUCAAAACUCUUAAGACAUUGGCUGUCUCGGACUAUUGUCUUCCUGCGUUCUCUAAUCUAAUUCAUGAAGAGAGAACCCCCUAUUACGACGAGACAGUGCCUACAACUUUAAUGGCUGAGCUGCUACCACCGAGUUUGACAAGCUUCACAAUGCUGACCGGGGAAUCCGACGAAUUUUUAGGUGAAAGCACAGAUCUUUCGCCCGACCUAUGGGUUUGGGUCAAGAAGUAUGCUUCGUCAGGCCUAAACCUGAAACACUUCAUCGUCGAAAGCUGCGACGUUGAAAUAGAGGACCCUGGUAUCACGAAGGCCUUUUUGGACUUGGGUGUGCAAUUUGAGCUUAAGGAGGUAUCAGGAUAUGACUAG
Messenger RNA from Alternaria arborescens, 714 nucleotides. RefSeq lists its product as hypothetical. Lineage: Eukaryota; Fungi; Ascomycota; Dothideomycetes; Pleosporales; Pleosporaceae. The transcript has a single exon. The record is from RefSeq and is a predicted model, not a curated record. The coding region runs from base 1 to 714 and encodes 237 amino acids.